AUGGAGGGGAUCAGCACUCAGAGGGACCCCAGCUCCCCUCCGUCCGCCAAACAGCAUCAGUCACCCCAGGACAGCCAGGCCUUCAACGGAGCCCUGAAGCCCAAUCAGGUCGGGGAGACCUCUCUGUACGGAGUGCCCAUCGUGUCCCUGGUGAUAGACGGCCAGGAGCGGCUGUGUCUGGCCCAGAUCUCCAACACUCUGCUCAAGAGCUACAGCUACAACGAGAUCCACAACAGGCGGGUGGCCCUGGGCAUCACCUGCGUGCAGUGCACCCCGGUGCAGCUGGAGAUCCUGCGGAGGGCCGGGGCAAUGCCCAUCUCCUCCCGCCGCUGCGGUAUGAUCACCAAGAGGGAGGCCGAACGGCUGUGCAAGUCGUUCCUAGGGGAGCACCGGCCGCCCAAGCUCCCAGAAAACUUCGCCUUCGACGUGGUGCACGAGUGCGCCUGGGGCUGCCGGGGCAGCUUCAUCCCCGCCCGCUACAACAGCUCCCGGGCCAAGUGCAUUAAGUGCGGCUACUGCGGCCUCUACUUCUCGCCCAACAAGUUCAUUUUCCACUCGCACCGGACCCCGGACUCUAAAUACACCCAGCCCGAUGCCGCCAACUUCAACAGCUGGAGGCGGCACCUGCGGCUCAGCGACCCGGCCGCCUCGGAAGACCUGGCCCACUCCUGGGAGGAUGUCAAGGCCAUGUUCAAUGGGGGCACCCGCAAGAGGGCCUUCCCGAGCCCGGCCUCCUCCUCCUCUGCCACUAGGCAGCACCUUGAACUAGCUCCGCCACCCCCACCUCCCACUAAGAGCCUACGCGGAGCCGUGGCGGAUGAGGACGGGUCCCAGGCGGCAGCAGCGGCCCGGAGUUUCCCUCUCAUUCCCGUACCCAGCAAGGGCUUCUCGGGGGUGCUGCACAAGAUGGCCCCGCCGCUCUUUCCGCCCCCACCGUACGGCUUCCCUGCUUUUGGCCUUUGCGCCAAGAAGGAUGACGGUUUGGGGGAGACAGGCAAGGCCGCCGGGCUGCCCGGGGUGUUCUGGCCGGCUUCUUCGGCUUCUAAAGACUCCGUCUAUCCGCCUUUCCCGGUCUUCUGGCCGGCAGCAGGAGCACUGCCAGUCCCCUCGUCAUAUCACGGCCUGGCCCCGCAACAGCAGGGUACCGGCAAGGCUACAGCAGAACCGGAAGAAGCAGAACCGACAGCGGAGAGCGCGGAGGAGCAGGCCCAGAACCGGGUGCCGGAGGAGGAGAGGUCCGGAGAUGAAGGCCGGGUCGGAGAGCGGCUCACCCCCAGAAAACUGCGCUACAUUUCAGCCUUCAGACCUGUGGUGAAAGCCGCUGAGAGCCUGGCAAAGCUUUACGGCAGCCGGGAGCUGUACGGCCCGAGCAGGCCUGCAGGGUACAGCUCCCCGGACCUACUCAGCGACACCUCCAGCUUCCGCUCUGCCUCCCCCGGCCAAGACACCGCCGACGAGCCCGAGGUCGAUGUAGAGUCCGGCCGCUUCCCUGAGGAUGACAACGGUCCGGCGGGGAGCACGGGACCCGCGCCCAGCUCCACCGCUUCAUCCCCAAUUUCAACCCGGGAACCGGACGACAGGAGAGAGCCGAGCCCCGAGAGCAGCCCGAGGAGCCCAGCCGGAUAUGAGGUUUAUACGAAGCAGAUGUCCGAUGUUUCACAGGCCUUGAAGGGCAACUCUUCGCACCAGAGUCUACCACCUUCCUAUCUCUGCAACCUGGAUCCACAUGAGCAAGACUCAGAAGACAGUCAUUCAACUGCCGAGGAUGCGGAAAGCAGGAAAGCAUUCCAAGACCAAAGGAAUCAUUUAUCCCACACCAGCCCCUUACACACUGACAGAGGGGAGGAAGACAGCCCGAUUGAUGUCACUGGGACCCAGUUUGUAGAGAAAGACAUUGAGAAUAUGGCAAAAGAUGAGCUUCAGAAACUGUUAGUGGAACAAAUGGAUUUGAGGAAAAAACUGGAGCGGGAAUUUCAGAGUCUGAAAGAUAAUUUCCAGGACCAGAUGAAGAGAGAGUUGGCGUAUAGAGAAGAGAUGGUCCAGCAGCUGCAGAUUGUGAGAGACACCCUGUGUAAUGAACUGGAUCAAGAGAGAAAAGCACGCUACGCCAUCCAGCAGAAAUUAAAAGAUGCUGACACCAAGAGCCUGCACCGGGAGCUGUUCCUACAGAGCUCCACUCCUGCCCCCCUGAGCUACAUCUGGGCUCCUCGGAAACUGAUGUACCCUCCAGCACCCUAACGAACAAGGGCAAGAAUCUACGCACCAAACCAAGCCAUUCCCUGUCUCUUUGGAAACAAGAGGACAAUCGGGACCCGCCAGGGAGAUUUAAGGCCAGAGUUUAGGCGAACUUGUAAAUACUGUACAGCGGAAUCAGGAAGUCUGAGCACUGAGGAAUCUGAGCCAAGAGUGAUCCACAGAUCAACCAUGUAUUAUAAGGCUUUGUUAAUAACGGACACAUAUAUAUAAUAUAAAUAUAUAUAAAUAGAUAUAUUAACGACUGUUGCAAAAAAAAAAAAAAAAGUCCAAUGUAUUCAUUGUUUUAUGAUUUAUUUCUUAUUCUGUAUGUCUCCACUUAACCUCAUCAGUACCAGAGGUGGCUUCCCUCCGAUACUGAAGGGGAUGAUGUUUGGGGUUGUCGGUGGGAGAGUGGCUACGUGCAAUGGGUAUCUAUGUACUGUGAUUCUUAUUAAAACAGUAUUUUUUUAA
Molecule: messenger RNA, 2706 nt
Organism: Spea bombifrons (plains spadefoot toad)
Lineage: Eukaryota; Metazoa; Chordata; Amphibia; Anura; Pelobatidae
Gene: SKOR1
Product: SKI family transcriptional corepressor 1
Exons: 8
Coding region: 1-2238 (745 amino acids)
Biological process (GO): negative regulation of BMP signaling pathway; negative regulation of transcription by RNA polymerase II
Cellular component (GO): transcription regulator complex; nucleus
Molecular function (GO): SMAD binding; DNA-binding transcription factor activity, RNA polymerase II-specific; RNA polymerase II cis-regulatory region sequence-specific DNA binding
Source: RefSeq, a predicted model, not a curated record